This is a messenger RNA of Chlorocebus sabaeus (green monkey), 7275 nucleotides long. Lineage: Eukaryota; Metazoa; Chordata; Mammalia; Primates; Cercopithecidae. The record is from RefSeq and is a predicted model, not a curated record.
AGUUUUUUCUGGGGCUUGAGACUUGGUGGUCAAUUUCAACUGGGGGCAGAGGCCUUUUGUGUGCCCCUACACUGAGAUUCUGAGUGAGGUCUGGGCUGGAUAACCCAUGGUGGAGAGAGAGAGGCCUUUCUUGCCUAGUAUCUUGACCUCAAGUGCUGACCCAGGGAGAGAAGGAGAUGGGGAAAGUGACUCGGGCGGGGUUGUUGAGCUGGCCAGGGGGCCACUUCCGACUGGCUUUCUAGCACAUGCUCUAACUCUGGUGGGAUGUUGGAUGCAGUAGGGCAAUUGUAGCUCUGUGUCGCUUCUCCACCCCCCUCUACCCCCGUGUCUUGAUGGAUCAAAGUUUUCUCUUAAUUUAGGAUUUGGAAACAUCACCAGGAUACCUCCUGCCCUUCACUCUCUUAGGAUUUUUAGCUAAAGGUUGCAUGCUGUAUGCUGCAAGGAUUACUUUCUCUGGCUGGGCUUGAUUGGUUCUGGGGGUCAUGGAAUGAACUAGAAGAGUCAAGGAUGGUUUGGUGAAUGGAUGCCCUGGCCUUUCGCAGAGUGUGUCCCUUGCCUGGUCACACGAGCCAGGUGGCAGGAUGGGGGAAGCCCUCUCUUUUGGCAUGGGAGCCUCCCUAAGAUUGUGCAAGGAUCAUCCUGUGGGGCUCUAGGCCUCAACUGUAGGACAAGCAAAGUAAAUGUCCUUAUGGCCUGAAUCCCCUGGGCUAGUCUGACCUUUAAGCACGCUGUGAAUUCUGUGCCUACAGAAGGCUAAGGAAGCCAGGAAGUUCCAUUCCCAGGCCCCCUAUGACAGUGCAGUCUUCGUUUCAGUCAAGGUGGGAGGGCAUUAGCUUAUGGGGAGGCGGGGCGGGGGGUGAAGUCCGUGGAGGGCCCAGGGCUGUGCUGUUCCGCAGGCUCCCGCAGGCUGGCUGGGGGCCGCAGGUGCAGGCGGGGCCGUGUCAACUCAUCUGCUCUUGGGGGCCCAGCUGCACCCGGGUCCUGCUCAGGGAGGUAGGAAUCUGCUGAAGCCGGGAAAGAAAGAUGCUGCCUCAGCUUGUGUGGAGGACACCUCUCCAGCCGUUGCCGGGCCUCAAACUCCACGGUGAUUUCUUCUCUGGUCUUGUCUCAGCCUGGCCACAUCCAUCAGCCUUCCUGUUCUGGGGCAGAGGUCUGGUCAGUGGGAGAAGGGCACGUUUUUUGCUCUGGGCCCCGAAGAAGCCUUCUGUACCCCAGGCCCACCCCUACUGCUCUUCUCUGUUGCCUCCUGGGGGUGGGUCUCCCACCCGCCUGGUCCUACAGGGAGUGGAUGGAUUCCUGUUCCCUGGGGGCUCUCGGGAGUGAAGGCCCGCUGUGCAGCGCGCUGCCCCUAGGUGUCGCUGUCUCCCUGCGGUAGCGCCCCCCUGAGCAGGGCCUCCCAGGGGAAGGCCUGAGAGCGGCUUUUCUGGGUAGGGAUGGGGGAUUCUGCGGUAUUGAAGACGGGACUUCUGGCCUAGGAUUUUAUAAUGUUCUGGGGCUAGAUGAGGUCGAGGAAGCCUCCCAAAUUACUCUUUGGGUCCAGGAAAGAGCAAUCAUGGCUCUGGGCCCUGGUGCGUGCUUUUCCUGGGGGCAGGAUCUGGAGUUAGGGGCUUAGCAGAGGACAGAGGGGCUGGGAAGACGAUGUCUGUGUCUGGAGGAAACCAUUUUAGGAGCUUGGGUUUGAAAGGAUCAGGCGAGCCUGUCCUGCCAUUUCUCUCUCUUCUUCCUUGUCCCCUCCCUCCUGAGGCACUGUGGGUGUGGACACUGGGGCCAGGACGGGAAGGUGGCCUGAUAGGGGAUUGCACAUUGGUGGAGGAGCAAGGUUCCAUUUGCAAGGCUGGGGUCGAAGAGGGGAGCUUUUCCCUUUUGCAAUUAUUUGGCUUUUGGAAGGAAGAACAAAAUAAGAGAGGAGAGGGGAAGGGGGUUUCACAGGAGGGUGGAGAGGAAAGAAAAAAGAGGAAAAACAAGGCCAUUCGAAGAUAAGAGGUAAAAGGUGAAGAAACAGACCUCUUGGGAGACUGUUAGCAAGAGAAGCGCAAGAUAUAGCCAGGCACAAGCAGAGCUAGAGUGGGGAGGAGAGAGCAGGGCGCUCAGGGGGCAUGGAUGCUCCCCAGGCUUGACAAAAAGCAUUUUCUAUUGGAGGGGGCCAGGGUGGAACUUGUCUUGUGGACGGCGAGGGUUCAGGUCUCCGUCUGGUGUGAAGUUGGACUGGAAGGUGUGGAGGGGUGAGGCGGGAAAGGGGUAGCGGCGCCUCCUUCUUGGGCUUGCCGGGACGGUAGAGUUAGGCUCAUCUGUCCCUGUCUUGUCUUAGAGUCAGAAUGAGAGUCAGAGUGAGUACACUGGGAAUCUGAGGGGGCGUUGUCACCGCUAUGUGUGACCUUUAUUUGUCAUCACCCUUCUUCAGGCCUCAGUUUCCCUAGGGUAAAAUGCGGGGUUGGACUCUAUGGUGUCUAUAAGGUCCUAACAGGCUAUGACAACGAAACGACUUGACACUGCUUCCAAGGCUUAGUGCAGCGCCAUGGGUGGGCCUCUGGCUGGAGGUUUAUUGGGGUUUAUAGGAGGCCUGGGUGGUAUGAAAGUGAGAUCUUCCCCACUCCCUGCAGUCCCCAGCAAGCCGUGCAGGCUCCAGCCAGCCGUGCAGUCCCCAGCUCUCUGCUGAGGCUGUGACAUUCUCAUUUGGGCUCCUGACGUCUUAGACGGUGAUCUUGAGCUGGGUCUUCCUGGCUUUAUUGUGCCCUGCUCCUAGGCCCAGGGGCUGCUAAGGAGGAAUGGAGUGCAAACGGAGAAAACUUACUCGUCCAUCCAGGGGAGGAUGACGACUGAGUUCUCCCUCGGGUGUGAGGAGGGCUGCCCACAGAGUCGCCUUGGUGUGCUUUGGUGUGAAAUGGGUGUGACGUUCCCAGCAGGGCCCAAGCCCCAGGCCUGUAUCUUGGGUGGGAGAUUGUGGCGGCCGUCAUUCAUGCUUGUCUUCCCUCCCCACCACCCAGACGAGACCCUCCGCUCUUUGGCCAGCCCUUCCUCCCUGCAGGGCCCCGAGCUCCACGGCUGGCGCCCCCCAGUGGACUGUGUCCGGGCCAAUGAGCUGUGUGCCGCCGAGUCCAACUGCAGCUCCCGCUACCGCACGCUGCGGCAGUGCCUGGCAGGCCGCGACCGCAACACCAUGCUGGCCAACAAGGAGUGCCAGGCGGCCCUGGAGGUCUUGCAGGAAAGCCCGCUCUACGACUGCCGCUGCAAGCGGGGCAUGAAGAAGGAGCUGCAGUGCCUGCAGAUCUACUGGAGCAUCCACCUGGGGCUGACCGAGGGUGAGGAGUUUUACGAAGCCUCCCCCUAUGAGCCGGUGACUUCCCGCCUCUCGGACAUCUUCAGGCUUGCUUCAAUCUUCUCAGGGACAGGGGCAGACCCGGUGGUCAGCGCCAAGAGCAACCAUUGCCUGGAUGCUGCCAAGGCCUGCAACCUGAACGACAACUGCAAGAAGCUGCGCUCCUCCUACAUCUCCAUCUGCAACCGCGAGAUCUCACCCACCGAGCGCUGCAACCGCCGCAAGUGCCACAAGGCCCUGCGCCAGUUCUUUGACCGGGUGCCCAGCGAGUACACCUACCGCAUGCUCUUCUGCUCCUGCCAAGACCAGGCGUGUGCUGAGCGCCGCCGGCAAACCAUCCUGCCCAGCUGCUCCUACGAGGACAAGGAGAAGCCCAACUGCCUGGACCUGCGCGGUGUGUGCCGGACUGACCACCUGUGCCGGUCCCGGCUGGCCGACUUCCAUGCCAAUUGUCGAGCCUCCUACCAGACGGUCACCAGCUGCCCUGCGGACAAUUACCAGGCGUGUCUGGGCUCCUAUGCUGGCAUGAUUGGGUUUGACAUGACGCCCAACUAUGUGGACUCCAGCCCCACUGGCAUCGUGGUGUCCCCCUGGUGCAGCUGUCGUGGCAGCGGGAACAUGGAGGAGGAGUGUGAGAAGUUCCUCCGGGACUUCACUGAGAACCCGUGCCUCCGGAACGCCAUCCAGGCCUUUGGCAACGGCACGGAUGUGAACGUAUCCCCUAAAGGCCCCUCAUUCCAGGCCACCCAGGCUCCUCGGGUGGAGAAGACGCCUUCUUUGCCAGAUGACCUCAGCGACAGCACCAGUCUGGGGACCAGUGUCAUCACUACCUGCACGUCUGUCCAGGAGCAGGGGCUGAAGGUCGACAACUCCAAAGAGUUAAGCAUGUGCUUCACAGAGCUCACGACAAAUAUCAUCCCAGGGAGUAACAAGGUGAUCAAACCUAACUCAGGCCCCAGCAGAGCCAGACCAUCGGCUGCCUUGACCGUGCUGUCUGUCCUGAUGCUGAAACUGGCCUUGUAGGCUGUGGGAACCGAGUCAGAAGAUUUUCGAAAACUACGCAGACAAGAACAGCCGCCUGACGAAAUGGAAACACACACAGACACACAUGCACCUUGCAAAAAAAAAUUGUAUUUCCCACCUGUCGCUGAACCUGUCUCCUCCCAGGUUUCUUCUCUGGAGAAGUUUUUGUAAACCAAACAGACAAGCAGGCGGGCAGCCUGAGAGCUGGCCCAGGGGUCCCCUGGCAGGGGAAACUCUGGUGCCGAGGAGGGCACGAGGCUCUAGAAAUGCCCUUCUCUUUCUCUUGGUGUUUUUCUCUCUGGACCCUUCUGAAGCAAGAGACUGGACAAGAGCCUGCAGUGGAAGGGACUCUGGGCUGUGCCUGAAGCUGGCUGGGGGCAGGACAACUCAGCUGCUUCCCCACGCUGCCCACUCUGGGCACCUACUGGGGGCCAGCAGAGGGCACAGCUGCUUCCCCACGCUGCCCACUCUGGGCAACUGCUGGGGGCUGGCAGAGGGCAUCGGUUAGCGGGACAGCGGGGCUGGCCACGGGGGUCCACCUUCAGCCCUUUGGCUUCGAGGAUGGAGGUGGUUUUGCCCUCCCUCUCUGCCCUCGGGUGGGGCUGGGGGGUCUGCAGCUGGUGUGGGGACUUCCCCACGGAUGGCGGUGGAGGGGGUUAGCACUGUGCUGGGCUCCCCCUGACUAGCACAGAGUGGUGGGGCUGGGGCCAGCUCCAGGAGGGCUUGGGAGCUCAGCCUGCCUGGGAGAGCCCCUUGUGGUGAGGCAGCAAAACUCGGGCAUCAGCUGCUUUCUUGGUGGCAGAAAUGUUGAAGUCAGAGAGAAAUGGUCCUUUGUUGGCUUUUUUUGGUUUCUCAUGGGUCCUUUGGGAGGUCUCCCUUUGGGGAGAGGGAGAGGAGAGACCACAGCCGGGUGUGUUAUCUGCAGCACCCUGUUCCCUCGAGCUCUCCUGCUCUCUUCUCCCUCCUCCUCCUUUCCACUUUCUCUUUCCUAAUUUCCUAGACAUACGUCAAUUGUAUGUACACACCGGGGCUCCUCUCCCAACAUAUAUGUAUAUAUACAUCCAUAUACAUAUAUUGUGUGGUUUUCCCCUUUCUUUCCUUUUUUUAAGCAACAGAACUAUGGAAACAAUACCCCAACAGAUGAGCGAAAAUGUAUUAUUGUAAAGUUUAUUUUUUUUAAUACUGUUGUCUAUAAUGGGGAAAAAGGACAUUGCCCCCCAGUGCCCUGCUCCAGUCGGCCUGGCUGGGCUCUGGUGGGGGCUUCUGAUCCACAUCCACGCUUAACCAAGGCUCCAAUAAACGUGCUAGGAAGCAAGCCGCCUCUGCCUCGGUCCUGUGGGGUUUUGCCCCCGUUUUGUUCUUGGUCCAGUGUUAACCUGCAUAAGUGGUGCUCCCGGUGGGCUGGGGAAAUGUGUGUCCGUGCGUGUGCCUGUGUGCAUGUGUGUGCACCCAUAGGUCUGACCCGUGUGUCCGCACUGUGGUAGAUGAGUUCCGUUAGGAGGUGGUUUGACACUGGGGGCAGGAUCUGCGGGUCUCUGCUGUGCUGAGCCUGGUGGGCUGUUCUGUUCCCUCCUUGCUCACCUCUCCAGUCAGCGCAAAUGCCUGUGGCUCCCAGACUGGAAGAGAAUGUAGCGGAUGCGGGCAUGGUGGGGAGCGACAGCUUGGCAUCGCACGUUGGGAACGUUCUAUUGUCAGGCUGUCUGGGUGGCCCUGUUAGUCUUACAUAGAGCAAAGUGGUAUGUCCCUCUGGGACUCCUGGCUUAUUUGAGAUGUGUAAUUGUGAGUGCAGUGACCUGGCCUUUUGGGUCCCUCAGAGAAGGAGAUGAUUGUGAAAUGUUCUGGGGUCAUGGUCUGAAAGCGUAAGUAUUUUUUGGGUCUCCCUCUAGUCCUUCCUUUCCUGUGUCUCCACUUGCUACCCAGGCCGCACUUGGAUGCUCGGCCUGCCAUAGUCUCCGAGAGAGAUUCUCCCCAGAGAGGACCAGGAGGAUGCCUGCCGGCCAAGUGUGUGUGUGCAUGUAUGUGAGCAUGUGUACAUGUGUGUGCGGGCGCGUGCAGGCUUGCACAUGUUCAUACGCACGUGUGAGUGCAUACCCAUGGCAGGAGGGCGAAUGGAAGACUGACAGGCAAGAGGAUGUUUCUACUGUCGGCCUGGCCUUCAGGGCUACAUGUGAGCCCAUCCCAUUUCAACUGGACAACAGGAUGCAGUUUUCCUGUCUCCCAAUCGCAGGUCCUCUCAAUGGCUUUUGCUUCUGGUUGUACAUAUGUGAGCAGCAUCCGUUCACGACAUUUAUCACUGUGGUGUAUUGCCUUCCAACCUCUGCAUGGAAGGCGUACAGUGAGCCAGCCAGGUCUCUGUCCAGCCAUCGCUGGCCUUACUGAGGGUAGACGUAGUCAUGGCAUCCACUUAGGAAUCCAUGUUCUUUGCAAACAGCAAAGACCAUUUAACUUAAAAAGUACUUUACUGGAAGGCUAUGGGAGAAGGUGGCUCACAGAAUUCAUGGAAGGUGGAGGGAUCACGGGAGGCGAGGGCGGCGACCAGAGGGCAUCUGAGGGACUGGAAGGCAGGAUCUGCAGGGUCAUCAUUCUGCUGCCAACCAUUGCCCAUGUGACUGAACUGGGCCUUAUGCCUGCCUUCUGCCAUAGUUGGGUGUGAGAGGGAGGAUAUAUAUGUCAUGUCUGGUAUCUCUAAUAGGAGGUAAGCCCUUAGGCUACAUCAUGGGGGAGAGAAAAUUUCCCGGGAGGAAAGUGAGGUGCGAUUAUGAAGGAGGAAUGGAUACUAGCUAGCUUUACUCUGCCCUGAAAUGUCUCCCUAUCCAAGUAUCACAUGGCUGAAAUUUUACGAUUACGAUUAUUCAUUCCUUUGGUUGAGAUGAUUCUUAUUUGUGAUUCUCUCAAAAUAUGCAAAUAGAACUGGAAGAGUAAAAUGUUGCCAUCUU